AGCAAAUUGACGGGUGCAACUGUGCGAGUGAGUUGCAGCAAGAGACCGCGUCACAGCAAGUUAUGAAGCCAAAACCUUCUCUUUUUUGUUUGUUGAGUGAACAAGCAGGGGCUAAAGUCAUGAAUGAAUUUGGAGGAAAAGAGGCUUGCAAAGGAAAGUCACGGAAAAGGAAAGACAAACAAGGAGUUGAACCUGAAGAAGAAGACAAAAACUAUUUUCGGUGGAAUAUAGCUAUGGAACGUGAAUUAGCUGAUAUACUUCGCGAGGAUUGCAACUUAGGUUACAAAUGAGAUGGUGGAUGGAAGACAGUUGCUUACAAUACUGCUGCAAAUAUAUUAGAUGCACAAUUUAAUCUCCAAAUAAGUGCCGAUAAUAUUAGAAAUCGUGUUAAGUCAUGGAAAAAGUUCUAUGGAGUAGUGAGUGAUAUAUCAAAUCAAAGUUGAUUUAGUUGGGAUUCAACAAAAAAGAUGAUAAGUGUACAUGAAGAUCAUGUUUGGGAAGAAUAUGUGAAGUCUCAUGACGAUGCUAGAGGUUUUCGAUUUAAAGUUAUAGAAAAUUGGGAUGAUUUAGUAGAUUUGUGUGGCAAAGAUAGAGCCACUGGAGAAGGCGCUGAAAUAGGUGUAGAUGCAACUGAGGUUAUGACUCCUACUAAUGAAGUUGAUCAUGUUGAUAUGGAUGGUGAUACACAAGAUUUAGAAGAUAUUCAUGUUAUUGAUGAUAUUUCACCAACCUCAACAAAUGGUCAAAAGAGAAGAAAUCGUGCAUCAAAUUCUUCUGAUACUCUUCCUACAAAGAAAAGAGGUGUUGUCAAAGAUGUUAUUGCUGAUUCGAUUGCUAGAAUGGCUUUAUCAUUUGAAGAGUUUAUCCGUGCUGAUACUAAGAAUUUUGAUCCAGCAGAGGUAUAUGCUGAAGUACAAGCAGUACCAGGUUUUAGUGAAAAUGAACAACUCAAAGCAUGUGCUUGGCUGAUAGAAAAUGACAAACAAUUUUAGAUGCUGAAGGCACUCCCAGUUGAGAAAAAAAAGAGUAUGUUGCUGAUG
Prunus persica (peach) is the source of this 1040-nucleotide messenger RNA. RefSeq lists its product as uncharacterized. NCBI's taxonomy places the organism in Eukaryota, Viridiplantae, Streptophyta, Magnoliopsida, Rosales, Rosaceae. The record is from RefSeq and is a predicted model, not a curated record. The coding region runs from base 468 to 992 and encodes 174 amino acids. The transcript is spliced from 3 exons.